Molecule: messenger RNA, 966 nt
Organism: Phialemonium atrogriseum
Lineage: Eukaryota; Fungi; Ascomycota; Sordariomycetes; Cephalothecales; Cephalothecaceae
Exons: 7
Coding region: 1-966 (321 amino acids)
Source: RefSeq, a predicted model, not a curated record
AUGGCGAUGGCAGGGCGCGGAGCGCGGAAGGCUGGGGACCACCUGCCUGUGGCGCGUAGGAGUAGGAGGCCCGCGCCGAGGGCGAGGCCAAGGGAAAGGGGGGAUGGAUGGAUGGAUGAUGGGAUGUCAAAAUGGGCCCCGCAUCGACAGGGGAACAUUCAAUCCCCCGUCAUCCAAGCCACCCUCCUCCAUCAACAGCCUAUCCAAGCCUACUCGCCAAUGUUUACGCUUCCACCAGAGAGCCGAAAGAAUGCGCACCCUAGACACAAGGUGGGCAAUACGGACCUGCAGAAGCAUGCAAAUCCAAGACCAUGUCCCGGGGGCGGGCUGGCUCCUCCGGCAGGGCCGCAGGUUCAACCUAGCCGUGGCACUGGAGACGUGAACGCCGUCAUGCCAUUCUUAGCCACCAGCACGCCCAUCCGUACAGGCGUCUUGUUCUCCCGCCGCGGGCCCGGCAUUGGUAGCCCCGCCGUCACCUGGGUGAACCGCCGCGGCUCGUGGCGUGGUGGGAGCAUGCUCCAGCCGUACUUGACGUUGCGGUUGGAGAAGGUGCAGGGUCGACGUCGAUGGAGUUUGUUAUGGGCAAGAUGCGCCGUUAGCAUAAGCCGGAGGUUUGCCGGCACUGUGCGCGCGACCUCAAGAGCGCAGCUACGGCCGGCCCCCGACGAGGCCCCCAUACUGCGCAAAGAGGUUAUCGUGGCUUGGCCGCCGGACCACGGCCUCUUUGACUACAGAUACGUCCCUGCAACACACGGCCAUGAGAGUGCUGCUAGUCGCCAACGCAACCAUUUUCCUACUGGACGCCACACCGGGAAGCUCGUGGCAGUGCCACGGCUGGAUCAUGUCGUUAAGGCUAUGCUGAGGAGAGACAACCACAGGUUCAUGUGCCCGAUGCAUCCAAGAGGCAUCAAGUUUAAGGUCAAGUUUAAGUUUGCGCAUCCCAUGACAUUGGAAUUGAGAGUUUAA